UCGUCCAGUCCCUUCUUUUGCAGCUGCCCCAUUCCCCAGGUCGCUGUUGCAUUGUGAAGGAGUGAGCUUUGCCCGUGUGUGAGAGGGUGCAGCUCGGUCCCAGUCUGGACCCACAGCUUCAGCCUUUUAACAGCAGAGGAUCGAGAGCGAGCGAGUGAGUGAGUGAGUGCUUCCAAACUCGGAGAGAACAGCCUGCGGAGCAUCAGCUAAAUGCAAACUGAGGGUCAGUGAAAUAUGUGUUGCUCUCCAGCGUCUCCCUUGGAUUCCUGAAGGUCCAUGGCUGCAAUCCAAACCUUGUUCGCAUCCAGUGAUCACAGCAGCCAUUGCAGCAACUUGUACCCUUGUACCCCAGGCAACAGCAAGUGCAUCAUGGGAAGCGUCAGUAGUCUAAUGGCUGACAAACAGGACCUCCUAGGUGAUGGCCUGAAGAGCAACAGAAAUGGGGGUGCUUACAGUGUCAGGCAGCCUGAUGGACUGCUUAAAAAGGGGUUAAACCAGCGAGAGUUACUCAACUACCUGAACAGUACGAAAAAGGGAGCGAAAGCUGAGAAAAGGAUCGCAUCUGGGAGUUCUUCCAUGGAACGCUGUCAAAAGGAUGGCCAACAUGAGCUCUAUGGCAAAACAUCUUAUAAGGACGGAAAGGAGGUUGAUUUGUCGAAGAAUUCACUUCCAGUUGGAGGGAAAUUUGAAAAGUCUCGAUUCCGAUCUUCUGCCUUCAAGCCUGUGGUGCCCAAGAACUUUAGUUCGAUGCAGAAUCUGUAUCCACAGCACAGCAAGGAACUGUUGGACAGCACGGCCAGUCUCAACAUCUUCACCAAGAUGGGCCAUUCGUCUCUGAGGAAUGGACAGGAAAAGCAGGAAUACUUCAGGAGCGCCAGCCAGGAGGAAGACAUGUCUGACUCUGGGAGGAACUCCAUGACGAGUCUGCCUCCUUGUGGAGCAGGCCUGAAGCACCAUGUCGGACAGAUCAGUGCUUCCAUGGGCCAAAUCAACCACAUUGGGUCCAGCUACGUUGACGGGCCAUCCAAGGAGGCAGCAAACUCGGACAGUGGCCGUUUCUCCUGCAAGAGCAUGGCCGCCCUGAACCGGCCGAACCCCCCGGGCCACGUGUCGCCGUCGUGUGAGCUUUCGAGGUCAAUGGAAGACGUGGUCCGGGAACUGGAGGAGCGGCUCCACGAGAAGGAGGUGGAGCUGAAGCAUGUGAGGAGGAAUUUGGAUGAGAGCGAGGACGCCAUUGCCCAGGUGUUUGAGGAUAAACAAAGGCUGUGGGAGAGGGAGAUGGAUGAGCUGAAGCAUAUCUAUGCCACCAAGCUGCGCCAGGUGAGCCAACAAGCGCAGUGUACACAGCGAAAUCUGCAGUUACAGCUCUUCAAAGUGCAACAGGAGAAGAGGAAGCUGCAGGAGGAUUUUGACAACUUAUUGCAGGAAUGUGAGCAGCUCAAAGGCCGGUGUACGUCCUACAGAAAGGAACAGGAUGACUUAACCCCGAAGUUUGAGGAGAGCAAGUGGGAGGUCUGUCAAAAGGCUGGUGAGAUCGCCAUGUUGAAGCAGCAGCUCCGAGAUUCUCAAGCAGAGGUGGCAGAGAAAUUGAGUGAAUUGUUCAGCCUGAAGACGCUGCUCCGUGAGGUGCGAGUGGAGCUUUGUACCAAAGAUGAGCAGUUGCUACUGUUAAAGAACUCUCUGCAGGCACAGUCCGUCCAGUUCGCUCAGAGCACUAGUGCCCUGAAGCAGCAAGAGGAAGUCACUUUACUCCAAGAAGCCUCUCUGAGGAGUGAUGGAACAUCUGAAGAGAUGAAGACCUUCCUGAGUGGGGAGACGGACGAUCUGAAGGCAAGAGGCCUUCAGGCAGACAGUGCUCAAGCCCUGGCCCUCCAGGUCGAGAGGCUGAAAGGAGAGCUGCUGCUGGAGCGCAGGCAGUGUGAAGCACAGGCUGCUAGCUUUGAACUGGAACGGAACACCUGGCUGGAUGAGAAGGAGAAGGUAAUCCAGUAUCAGAAACAACUGCAGUCCAGCUACUUAGAGAUGUACCAAAGAAACCAAGUCUUGGAGCAAGAAGUUCAGGAGAUUGCAGCCAAAAUGGAACUAGCAGACUCUGACGCCAAGGAAACCCUUCCAUGGAUAGAAAGGAUUGAAUCCUCUGAAAUCUGACAGCGACUGAGUGAUGAAACUGUAUCACUCAGUGUCUACCUGUCCGAAAGUUCAUUUAAAAAGAUAAUCUCUGUAUAGUGCGCGGUUCCUCAACGAUAUUUUACACGGUGAUGGGUGUAGCUUUGGGGGCUGAUUUGGCCAUGCACAGAGAGGGAUGUAAUUUUGGCAAGUGUAUGCUUUCUGAAAAGGGAUGGUGAGGGGUGUAGAGCAGCGGAACAACAGCAAAACAGCUUGGAAGUCUUAGGUUCCUGUUGGUUUUCUGACAUCAUCUGUUCAGGCAGGUGACUGGAUAUUUCCCAGCUUUAGCGAAUGCUGCACACACCUUGGAUACUCUUCAGUAGUUGCAAACAAGGCUGACACAAGCCAAUUUUGUGUUCAAACCCAGAAUGCUUCAGAAUGUGAAAUGAUCAAAGGCCAAUAUUUUUCUACAUUGAAAAAGUAUAUAUUUACCAUCACAGCAAAGUGAUAAGUUAUUGCAGUUUCUCUAACCAGUAAUUUGAAAUCAUAAAUUAGUUAAAUCCCCUCUUUCUGCAGAUUAAAAGCUGCAGUGAGGGCAACAUAGUUAUGUAUUGAUGCUGAUUUUAAAUUUUUUUGAAAAUUAUGAUUGUUUAAGUAUUUCUGCAGGCCAAGGGAAAUUAUUCAGAAUCUUGUGGUGUGAUUCCAGCUGAUAUUGUGAUUGGACAACUCAGAUCCCAAGUCGAAAUCUGGCUUUUUUAAAUGAGGUGGUCUUUCACUGAAACGCAAACAUGCAGUGCUGCAGAUUUCGUUUUAAUAACACAAGUUUUUCUUUUGGAAAUGAGAAGAUGAAGGAAACAAUAGAAUAACCAAAGUAUUUGCAUACAGCACAAGUUUACAAGGUUGAAAAUUCAGUAAAAUGUAAUGUCAUUAGUUCCAAUAGCAUUCCUUUAUUGCACUCAUAGUAGAGAGAAGCCAUUUCUCUAUCUCCUGUCAAGGACUUAGAUUAACUUUAGGUUAGCUUUCAAUUCCCAGUCCCCAGGAUCUAAGAACUCUUAAGUUUUCAGUCAACUGGUAUUAAGAGUUUUUCAGUUUCAAAGUUUUAACCAAACAUUUCUGGUCUGGACUUUCCAAACCAACUCCUCCUUUUGCUGAUAAUGGGAACUGCAGAUGCUGGAGAAUCCAGGAUAACAAGGUGUGGAGCUGGAUGAAUACAGCAGGCCGAGCAGCAUCUCAGGAGCACAAAAGCUGAUGUUUCUGGCCUAGACCCUUCAUCAGAGAGGCGGAUGUGAAGAGGGUUCUGAAAUAAAUA
Molecule: messenger RNA, 3415 nt
Organism: Stegostoma tigrinum
Lineage: Eukaryota; Metazoa; Chordata; Chondrichthyes; Orectolobiformes; Stegostomatidae
Gene: n4bp3
Product: NEDD4 binding protein 3
Exons: 4
Coding region: 277-2148 (623 amino acids)
Cellular component (GO): cytoplasmic vesicle
Source: RefSeq, a predicted model, not a curated record